This is a messenger RNA of Drosophila hydei, 1841 nucleotides long. Its product is annotated as STAM-binding protein-like A. The transcript is spliced from 5 exons. The coding region runs from base 248 to 1507 and encodes 419 amino acids. Gene Ontology annotation, molecular function: metal-dependent deubiquitinase activity; protein binding; K63-linked deubiquitinase activity. Gene Ontology annotation, cellular component: membrane; endosome. Lineage: Eukaryota; Metazoa; Arthropoda; Insecta; Diptera; Drosophilidae. The record is from RefSeq and is a predicted model, not a curated record. Gene Ontology annotation, biological process: protein K63-linked deubiquitination.
UAAAGGGAUAUAUUUAACUUUUUUUGUAACGAACAGCUGUUCACACAGUUUUCAAGCGACGCCAUCACUACGAACACCUGCGUAAUGAGAAAUUCGCUUACAAUUGUUACAAAAUAAUCAAAUCCUUGGGAAAGGCAAAACUACAAAUGAAAACUAGAGCUAAGCUGAACGGUAAACACAACAUCAAGCAGAGGCAAAGAACACGAUAUUGAAGUCAAGUUAAAAAAAACAAAUUAAAAGAAAAAACAUGUCGAAGGCCGUGAAUAACAUGAACAUGGGCGUUGUGGAGCCGCAGCAGCGGAUUAAAAACUUGUCCCACUGCGGCAAUCUCAUCGAUGUGGACAAGAAUAUGAAAGUGUCGCGCUAUUACCGCGCCGGAACUGAGAUCCUGCGCAUGGCCAACGUCUAUUUGAAUGAGGGAGACCAUGAGAACGCAUUUAUAUUGUACAUGCGCUACAUGACGCUGUUUAUAGAGAAGAUACGCCAGCAUCCCGACUAUGCCAGCGUUAAGGCCGAUGUGAAGGCCAUCAAUAAGACGAUUAAGGACGAGAUCAUGCCCACAACGGAGAAGCUGCGCAACAAGUUGCUGGCUCAGUAUGAACGUGAAUAUGAGCAGUUUCUAGCCAACAAGGAGGCGGAGCGUAUACGCGAACAGGAACGAGAGCGUCAGCAGCAAAUGGCCAACAAGAAAGCAGCGGCAGCUGCAUCUGUUCCUUCCCUCAUACCCGCCAACUUGCACGUACAAAUGGAUCCGAGCAGCCAACCAACGGCACCAGAUCUGAGUCUGCUGGAUCAGGUGGUCUAUCCGAACGAUUUUCCCUCAGGCACCAAUCGUACCAACUUGCCCAACUCGGGUCUACUAUUGCCAAUGGCACCUGAUGCUGGCGCCGCCGACAAGUUAGCCAACUCGUCAACAAAGCCCGCAUUUGAUCGCAGCCGGAAGCCGCAGUUUAACCGCACGGACUCUUUGCUAGCUGGCUCAUUGCGCAGUGUCAAUGUGCCCGGCGAUACCAUGGAUGUGUUCCUGAAGCUGGCGCAUGCCAAUACCUCCAAUAAUGUAGAGACUUGCGGUGUUCUGGCCGGCCAUCUGGCCCACAAUGAACUCUAUAUAACGCAUAUUAUUGCGCCCCAGCAGCAAGGCACGCCCGAUAGCUGCAACACGAUGCACGAGGAGCAGAUCUUUGAUGUCCAGGAUCAAAUGCAGCUCAUUACGCUUGGCUGGAUACAUACACAUCCUAGUCAAACUGCUUUUCUGUCCUCCGUUGACUUGCACACGCACUGCUCCUACCAGAUGAUGAUGCCAGAGGCAAUAGCCAUCGUCUGUGCGCCCAAGUACAAUACAACUGGUUUCUUCAUUCUCACGCCGCAAUAUGGCCUGGACUACAUCGCACAGUGCCGGCAAAGCGGAUUUCACCCGCACCCCAAUGAUCCACCUCUCUUCAUGGAUGCGCAGCACAUCAAAAUGGAUGCCCAGUCGAAGAUCAAGGUCAUCGAUCUGCGCAGAUAGUAUGCUGAAAUGUUGGUCUAACUCAGCAGCAACAGCACCAACCAAUAGCACAUUGGUUCAUCUACUGGAUGCAAAGCCAGCGAAUUUAACAAAUGCUGUAGGAACAACAACAUCGGCAACAGUCAUCAUGACAACAAAAUCGCAGUUUAGAUUUGAUGCAACUGAAUGAACACAUAAACAAACACUAUAGUGAUUAAUGAUCUUAGAUAUUUCAAAGAAACAACAAAUGGAGGCAUCAUACUUUGCGACUGUACAGCUGUAUUUUUUGCAGGCACUUGAUUAUUAAUGUGACUAUUUAGAACAGAUAAACAAAUGGCAUUACAUUAGCUUUCAG